UUCAAGAAUUGGAUGAUUGCGUUAUGUGGUUGUGAACAUUGUAGAGGAAAGGUGAUGCUAAAAAACAAAUUCUAAAAGAAAUGGUAACGAUAUUCAAGUCAUCCGUAUGGUCGUCAACAAGAUAGAAGGCGACUUGAAAAUUGUAAUGGUAAAAAAACAAAUCCUAAAAGAGAUCCUACACAAUAUUCAAAUCAUCAACAUGAUAGAAGGCGACUUGAAAAUUAUAAUAUGGAUGCUCUGAUAAAAUUUUUAAAAGUCAGCAAGACAGCCAUGUCAGGCUGUUGGAGUACCAGGCCCGCCUCCUUAUGGAAUGUAUGAG
Molecule: messenger RNA, 319 nt
Organism: Acanthoscelides obtectus
Lineage: Eukaryota; Metazoa; Arthropoda; Insecta; Coleoptera; Chrysomelidae
Source: the annotation of a GenBank genome assembly